Molecule: messenger RNA, 1731 nt
Organism: Endocarpon pusillum Z07020
Lineage: Eukaryota; Fungi; Ascomycota; Eurotiomycetes; Verrucariales; Verrucariaceae
Exons: 3
Coding region: 1-1731 (576 amino acids)
Biological process (GO): signal transduction; regulation of fungal-type cell wall organization; activation of GTPase activity
Cellular component (GO): cell cortex
Molecular function (GO): GTPase activator activity
Source: RefSeq, a predicted model, not a curated record
AUGGAUACUCUGUCGGUCGUGGCCGCAAUUGCAGGUAUUCUUGGAGCGGGCGCACAGAUAUCAGCAAGUCUCUCUACUCUAAUUACGAAGAGUCGGAAGGCACCAAAAGACAUUAAGAAAGUUAAGGAUGAAGUCGACACGAUUCGUUCCGUGCUACAUCAGCUUCAAGCUUUCUUACUAGGAAGUGCGAGAACGAAUCGAGCACGUACGUCGCUCAUUCUGGUUGACCAGGUCGUGGUCACACUUUCAGCCUGUGUCAGCACAUUUUCCGAACUGGAUGUGAUUGUGGGAACUCUAGUCUCGGACGACAAACUUGGCCUGAUGGAUCGAUUGCGUUGGGCCACGAAGGCAAGUGCAAUCGACGAGUGCUUAAAGAACUUACAAAUUAAGAAGAGCUCAUUGACUUUGAUGCUCACAAUCCUGACCUGUCAGUCGUCUUACGUAGCGGAAGACUCGGUUAAACAUCUUGAAGGACUGGUUGAGAACAUGUUAACUGGUCAUGAAAGGCUAGCUCAACGGCUGGCCUCCUCCGAGACGACGGUAGCACGCACCAUUGACAUUCAGACUCAGACAGACAACGCACGUCUUUCAACCACCAGCAGCAUCAGGGAAAACCAGUUCGGUUUCGUCUUUCAAGAAGAACUCAACGAAAGCUGGGUGUACCAGCGUGCAGCACGGAACAUGGAUGGUUCAUCUUCACUCGUCAGCUCGGCCGGUAGAACAGCAUCAUGGUCAAUACUUACAGGGCUCAGCCUGUCAGACAUCUCUAACAUUGCUGUUUUAUCGUUACCAAUAUAUGCCGAAGAGAUCAGCAACAGAGAAAUGUAUCAAUUUGGGGAGGUCGAUAGCGAUACCUUGAAGCGAGAUCAUUCUUUGAAGACUGUUGUCGAGCAAAAAGGUGGUGUUCUGGUUUUGAGUAAACUCAAUAAAAUCGCUUCAACGAGGCUACGAAGAAAUCAUAGCGUGAGGCCAGCUAUCGAAGAUGAGUGGCAUCUUACUCCUGUAUUUGGCGUGCCUCUACGUCUUAGCAUCGAGAUGGCUUGUGCCGCGAUCUCCGGAGUCAGGAAGGACGGAAAGCCCUUCAUCUGGGGCCAUGUUCCCAUGGUUGUUGCAAGAUGUUGUGCUUAUAUCAGUGCAGAAGGCUUAGAUUCCAAGGACAUCUUUUUCAAAUCUGGCUCAGCGACACGAAUACAAGAGCUCUAUAAUCUGUUCAGCAGCUAUUGCUCGACUGGUCACUAUGGCAGUGCAAUGACAUGGGACAAAUAUGAGGUUGAUGAUGCUGCAAGUCUUCUACUACGUUAUCUCAAACUCUUGCCGGAACCAAUUAUUCCAUACAACUGCUAUAAGAACUUCACAGCAAUAUACGUGGAACUUGCUUCAGCAAUGAACAUAUAUGGUGGACACAAUAGGGCACGGUUAGAUGCGAAAACUAAGUCCAGAUUACUGGCGACAGUCAAUCAGGCGCUUGAGGGAACACCCGAAGUGAACCACCACCUGUUGAUGUACUUGCUCGCCUUUCUUCAAGCCUGUGCUGGGCACUCGAGUCAGAACCUCAUGACCCCGGAUCGUUUGAUUGCCGUCUUUCAGCCUUCACUUCUGUCUCUUCAGCCGGACAAGAUGUCGAUACAAGAGCACCAGAUUGCGCACCAGGUUAUGGUCUUCAUGAUAGAUAACUUAGUUGAAGGAGAAUCUGACACCAACCCCUAUCGUCACAUAUUUGAUACUUCCUAA